Molecule: messenger RNA, 846 nt
Organism: Eruca vesicaria subsp. sativa (arugula)
Lineage: Eukaryota; Viridiplantae; Streptophyta; Magnoliopsida; Brassicales; Brassicaceae
Source: the annotation of a GenBank genome assembly
AUGUCUCCUUUCAAAAUAUUCUUGUUCACAUCUCUCCUCGCGGCGGCGUUUUCAGCCUCCACCGCUGACUUCAACAGCGACGUCAACGUGGCUUGGGGAAACGGCCGUGGGAAGAUACUCAACAACGGCCAGCUUCUUACUCUCACGUUAGACAAAUCAUCUGGUUCUGGUUUUCAAUCCAAAACAGAGUAUUUGUUUGGUAAGAUUGAUAUGCAGAUUAAGCUCGUUCCUGGUAACUCAGCAGGGACUGUCACAACUUUCUACCUAAAAUCAGAAGGAACGACUUGGGAUGAGAUUGAUUUUGAGUUUUUGGGUAAUAUGACUGGAGAUCCUUAUACGUUACACACCAAUGUUUACACUCAAGGUAAAGGUGACAAAGAGCAACAGUUCCAUCUCUGGUUCGACCCAACCGCUAAUUUCCACACUUACUCAAUCCUCUGGAACCCUCAAAGAAUCAUAUUAACGGUUGAUAAUACGCCAAUUAGAGAGUUCAAAAACUCUGAGUCUCUCGGUGUUUUGUUUCCAAAGAGUAAGCCAAUGAGGAUGUACGCAAGUUUAUGGAACGCAGACGAUUGGGCAACUAGAGGCGGUCUGGUUAAAACAGAUUGGUCCAAAGCUCCAUUCACUGCUUCUUACAGGAACAUUAAGAUCGAAGGUUGUGCUCAUUCCAACGGAAGGUCGUCUUGUGCCUCGACGAAACCAAGCUCUAAUUGGUACACGCAAGAAAUGGAUUCAACGAGCCAAGCUAGACUCAGAUGGGUUCAGAAGAAUUACAUGAUCUAUAAUUAUUGUACGGAUACUAAGAGGUUUCCACAGGGAGCCCCUAGGGAAUGUGCCAGGUCAUAG